GUCCCAAAUAUGAUGUCUCAAUAUUUGACUUCUUGCUUACAAUUAUCACUUCCAGGGAAAGGUAGUUGUUAUUAGAGGAGAAGGGCCUAAGGGGGGGCCUGGCAUGCCUGAAAUGCUGACACCAACAAGUGCGAUAAUGGGAGCAGGUCUUGGGAAGGAUUGUGCAUUGUUGACUGAUGGGAGGUUUUCAGGAGGUUCACAUGGUUAUGUUGUUGGCCACAUCUGCCCUGAAGCACAGGAAGGUGGACCAAUCGGUCUCAUUGAAAAUGGAGAUGUCAUCACCAUAGAUAUUCGGGAGAGAAGAAUGGAUGUUCAGUUAACAGAUAAAGAGAUGGAGGAGCGAAGAAAGAAAUGGACGCCUCCUGCAUAUAAGGCUGACAGGGGAAUUCUGUUUAAGGUAUGUAUGUGAAGAUUGCCUGGAAAA
Molecule: messenger RNA, 424 nt
Organism: Camellia sinensis
Lineage: Eukaryota; Viridiplantae; Streptophyta; Magnoliopsida; Ericales; Theaceae
Source: RefSeq, a predicted model, not a curated record